Messenger RNA from Blepharisma stoltei, 3837 nucleotides. NCBI's taxonomy places the organism in Eukaryota, Ciliophora, Heterotrichea, Heterotrichida, Blepharismidae. The record is from the annotation of a GenBank genome assembly.
AUGGGUACUUGUCCUUCGGCGAAAUUCCCUGGAUCCAAUCCUAAAAAGAUCCCUUCAUUUUAUUACCUAGACAGAAAGCGGCAAAAGAUUUACUUCAUUGAGCCUGGAAAAGUCACUUCCUCCCAAUUCCAAUCAUCCAUGGUUUUUCCUUAUGACGCUGCAAUUGCCUAUAUCCAAGACUCUUGCAUACUUAUAGCUGGCGGCACAUAUCUAGGCCAACUUAUAAGCAGAGUAACUUUAAUUGACCCCAAAAAUAAAAAAGUCCGUUUUCUUUCCUCACUUCCAACCCCAGCCAAAGAAGGAAGACUUUUUGAAUAUCAAAAUUGAAUAUAUUAUGUAGGAGCUGUUUCAAAAGCAAUUUUACAUCCAAGAUCAUCCCAAGAGGAGCCUGCUCCUCCGUGACCCCUCACUGAGACUAAUUCUUUCAGACUAAUAUUUUUUCGCCUAUUUUUUUUUUUGCCUAUUUUUUUUUUAGCCUAUUUUUUUUUUAGCCUAAUUUUUUUUUGGCCUAAUAUUUUUGUGCCUAAUAUUUUUUGGCCUAAUUUUUUUUGCCUAAUUUUUUUUGGCCUAUUUUUUUUGGCCUAAUUUUUUUUUGGCCUAAUUUUUUGGCCUAAUUUUUUUUGGCCUAAUUUUUUUUGGCCUAAUUUUUUUUGGCCUAAUUUUUUUUGGCCUAAUUUUUUUUGGCCUAAUUUUUUUGGCCUAAUUUUUUUGGCCUAAUUUUUUUUGGCCUAAUUUUUUUGGCCUAAUUUUUUUGGCCUAAUUUGUUUGGCCUAAUUUUUUUUGGCCUAAUUUUUUGGGAUAAAAUUUCUCUAUCCAACUCCUCAAUGCUCUAUAAUAUAAUACUUUCAAGUUAUUUAUGCGGAUGUGAGAUAGAUUCUAACUUUAAUACUCCUUCUUAUAUUAAACUUAAUAUUUUGAUGAGUAAAUAUAAGCAUAUCUCUGAGCUCAUUUUCCUGUUUUCCUCAUAUUUUAAGCUUACUCCCCCCCCCCAUCCUUGAUCGAACGAUUGACUGUAAAAAUUCCUAAAAUUUAGGGAAAAUUAACCCCCAUCCUUGAUCGAACGAUUUUCAUAUCAUGCAAAUUUUUAUAUAUAUAAAAAUAUAUUAGCUAUCAAAAACUUGGGAAGAUGUAUCUAAUGAAGUUGCUUUGAGAGUUUUGAGACAACAGAAAGCUGCGAAAUCAACCAUUCGAAGUGAUUUAACCAUCGGCCUCGGCUUAAAAGCUCAAUAAUCUAUAAAAUAGAGAUUCUUUACUCCCCCCUUUAAAUUGGAACUAAAAAUUUUGUUCUAUUUUUUUUUUUUAAAAAAAAUAUCAAUAUAAAAUUUUUUAUAAAAUAUAUAAAAAUUUAAAAAAAAAAUUUCAAAAACUUAUCGAAUUAGAUUAAUAAAUUUGUUUAAUAAAAUGCUAUUUACUCUUUAUCCUUUAAAACAAAGCAAGAUAUAACUAAAUUUUCAUUAUUAGUUAAUGCGCCACUCAAAAAAAAUUAGGCCCAAAAUAUUAGGCCAAAAAAAAAAUUAGGCCAAAAAAAUUAGCCCAAAAAAAAUUAGGCCAAAAAAAAUAGGCCAAAAAAAAUUAGGCCAAAAAAAAUUAGGCCAAAAAAAAAUUAGGCCAAAAAAAUUAGUCCAAAAAAAUUAGGCCCAAAAAAAUUAGGCCAAAAAAAAUUAGGCCAAAAAAAUUAGCCAAAAAAAAUUAGGCCAAAAAAAUUAGGCCAAAAAAAAAUUAGGCCAAAAAAAUUAGGCCAAAAAAAAUUAGGCCAAAAAAAUUAGGCCAAAAAAAAUUAGGCAAAAAAAAUUAGGCUAAAAAAAAUUAGGCCCCAAAAAAAUUAGGCUAAAAAAAAUUAGGCCAAAAAAAAUUAGGCCAAAAAAAAUUAGGCCAAAAAAAAAUAGGCCAAAAAAAAAUUAGUCCAAAAGAAUUUGACCCAGAGAGGAGGAACCUGCUCCUCUUAUGAGAUAUGAUGUUAAAAAAAAUAGAUGGGAAUAUUUUACAAAUUCAAAAACUGAAGAGUUAAUAAAAAGAAAUGUUCAAGGUAAAUCUGAAGAAGAUAUUGAAGAAAUCAAAGCUCUUGAAUUCAAUUUAAAACACCUUACUUUAAGAGAUUUAUUAUUACCUGGAUCAUUUAUGAUUGCUGAAAAGAUUUAUUUUGUGGGUGGAUUUAUUAUGGACGACCUUGGAAGAUUGGUACAAAAUAAUCAAGUUUUUUCUCUGAAUUUAAAAGAUAGGCUUCAAUUCAAAGCUGAGCCAUUUCAGCUACCGUUUUAUGUGUUAAGGCCGAUUUGUUCAUCAGGAAGUAAACAUGUAAUUAUUACUGGUGGAGUAAAUCCAUCAUCAGGACGUCCGAAUGAAUGCAGCUGCAUUUUAACUAUAACUGACUCGGUAUUUAAAUUUACCCCUUUAGAUAUACCUGUUUGCCAAGAAUAGCCACUAAGGAACAUUUUAGGUUCGCCAUUGUUAAAUUUGGUUAGCCAGAAAAUAUGCAUGCUAACGAAUUUGGCAAGCCAGCUAUUGCCUAGCCAACCAAAAAAAUUUUGUAGUGGCCUAUUUUUUGGUAAAUAAGUAUAUAUUAGAAGUAACUUUUUAUGAAACUUGUUGUCCAAUUUACCAAGACUAUUGUGUCUUUUUCCCUAGAUACCCAAAAGUUCCUGUACGAGGUAAAAAAUGCAAAGAAUGAAAAUUAUUUGACAUAAGAAAAGAAAGAAAAAAAAAGUUCAUAGAAACAAAAGGAUUCAUCAAAAAGGAAAACGAUUUUGGAGAAGCAGAAAUUCCACCAAUAAAAAGAAUAAGAAAAAUGAUAAUAAAUUUUGAUAUUUGUGUUCAUAAAGAAGAAAGAAUUGAGUCUAUUAAAAAAGUAGCAGAGCUUGAUGAAGAAGAAAUUGAUAUUUAUUUUGAAGAGUCUGAAGAAGAUGGAGAUUCUGAAAUCCCUGACGAUCAGCUGUCAGGGGUCAGCGAAGGAAUUAUUAUUGAAAAAGGUGCUGAGGUGAAAAAAAUAAAAAGAAAAUACUAUUUUGAUUCUGAAAAAAGCCUGACAAGUCCGAAGUCAAAUACAGAUUUUGAGUUUUUAAUUACACAACGUGCAAAUAAACUGUAUGAGGAAGAAGAAAUUGAUAAUAGUUUUGAAAAGUCGAGCGAUUCUCAAAUCCCUGACGAUAGGUUAUCGCAGAUAAGUGAAGGAAUUAUUGAGGAAAAACGUGAUGAAAUAAAAAAAAUAUAUAGAAAAUACUCUUUUGACUCACAACAAAGCAAGAAAUCAGCUGCAGAUUUUCAAUUUAUUGAUGCACACAAUAGUAAACUAUGUGAUGAAGAUUCUGACCCAGGAAGCAUAAGUGAGCUAUCUCAAGUCAGCGAAGGAGUUAUGUCAAAUAAAAAUGAGAUGAUAAGAAUGAUAAAUAAAAAAAAAUCUGCUGAUAGGACUAUAUGGAGCUCAACGGGGUCAAUAAAUAUAGGUGAAGUAGAUAUAGCAAUUGCCCGAGGAUGGCGCUAUCUUGCGCCAUCCUCGGGCAAUUCAAAAAUGGCCCCACACCGGGAAUCGAACCCACGUGUGGGGCCAUUUUUGGUGUGUGGCCAACAUCGACUUACACGCACCAAAAAUGCCCCACACGUGGGUUCGAUUCCCAGUGUGGGGCCAUUUUUUGAAUUGCCCUAGGAUGGAGCAAGAUAACGCCAUCCUCGGGCAAUUCCUAUAGCUUAAUUCAGCCAAUGAAGGGUAGAGUAAACGAUAUGGAUGCAAGGUUAAGGAGUCAAAUUGGUAUUGAAGAUGCAUUAGAAAUAGAAAACAGCUCUAUUGAUUUGAAAAACUAUGAGACUCCAGAUACAAAAAGUAAAGACAGCUCGAUCCCAUAA